UCCUCCUCCUCCUCCCGCGGUACAGAAAUAGAAAGGUUUGGGCACUUCUAGUAGUGAGCGUGAGGACACAUCAGCAAAAUACAUCUGUCAAAGUUUUAACCAGACUCCGAGUCCGUGUGGUUAUCAAUAAAUCAGGAGAAAUCUUCACUUCGCUCAGCAGCAUCAGUCUGAAACCCAGCAGAGGAUAUUGCACAGUGUAGCAGGAGUUUGUAAAUAAUACAAGUUAAGUCAGAUUUCCGGGAAGUAUUAUCCUUCCAAUAAUACGUUUUGUCAGUUGUAAGAGCUAACUUGACACUUUCAAGCGUAAGAUUUUUUAAGGAAUGGCAUUGGACUUCGCUGCAGGCUGCAUAGGAGGUGCUGCUGGUGUUUUGGUCGGACAUCCAUUUGACACAGUGAAGGUGGGUGUGUGUCCUUCGUCAUCACUGUUUACUCACAUUAGGCAAUGGCAUGAUCCAAUACUUUGCUGUUAGUGUUGCAAGUUCGACCACUCUAAGUCAUCCUAUGAUAGAAAUGAGAUACUAUAUUUCAAGACCUUUUUUUUAUUUAGGUCAUGCAGAUUGUUUUCUGUUUUACAGUUGCAUUUCUGUAAUUCUAAACAGAUGUUUCUUUCAUGUGCCUUCCCCCCUAAAAAUCAGUAUUUAUCAGCAACCACAAGGACGUGCUCUCACUUCUUUUAUAAGUCAAAGAGUCAUUUAUUAUAGGUUUCUAUGUUACUGGCAUUUUACUGAAUAACGUUGGCAUACAGCUACUAUCUAAUGGGUCAAAUAAAACAUUGUGCAUGGUUUUCCAACAUUGCAUUUUAUGAUUUCCUAAAAUGAACCAUGACUUAUAAGAUUGCAUUGGAUUUGCUGUGAUCAUUCACUUGAUUUAUUUGAAAAGGCAAGAAAGUAGCAUUUGUUGCACAAUUGUUUGUAAUUGCAACAUCCACCUUGGAUUAUACAGAGAUGGUCAAUGGUCUGGUUUUAGCUCUUUUAUGCCUUUUUGCUUUCAAUGUCAUUUCUCCCUGAGCUGUUGCUGGGUCUUUGACAGCAACAGUGUCGCUGUGUUGUAGAUGAGAGAGAGAAAUAAACAACCUUUCCAUGGAAAUGUGACCUAGUGAGACUUCAAGUUCAAAAUGUGGACAGACCUCUCUACCGUGGGACAUACCACUGCUUCCAGUCAAUCAUACGCCAGGAGUCGAUGCUCGGUCUGUACAAAGGCAUCGGCUCUCCGAUGAUGGGCCUGACCUUCAUCAAUGCCAUAGUGUUUGGCGUCCAGGGCAACGCCAUGCGCAAGCUUGGCCGUGACACGCCCCUCAACCAGUUCCUGGCUGGAGCCUCAGCAGGAACCAUCCAGUGUGUCAUUUGCUGCCCAAUGGAGCUGGCCAAGACGCGCAUGCAGUUGCAAGGGACUGGGGAGAAGAAGUCCACGAGGAAGCUGUAUAAGAACUCCCUGGACUGCCUGGUGAGAAUCUACAACAAGGAGGGAAUCCGAGGGAUCAAUCGCGGCAUGGUGACCACCCUGAUUCGCGAGAUGCCUGGUUUCGGUGUGUACUUUCUCGCUUACGACUCGUGGACCCGUUACCUGGGCUGUGAGCCGGAGGAUCCUUACAUGAUCCUCAAGCUGUUGUUUGCCGGUGGAAUGUCCGGCAUCGCUUCCUGGAUCUCCACCUAUCCCGUGGAUGUGAUCAAGUCACGUCUUCAGGCGGACGGGGUGGGCGGUGUCAACCAGUACAGUGGCAUUAUGGACUGUGUCCGACAGAGCUUAAAGAAGGAGGGGUGGAGAGUGUUCACACGCGGGCUCACUUCCACUUUGCUCCGCGCUUUUCCAGUCAAUGCUACCACAUUUGCCACUGUGACUCUAUUUCUGAUGUACAUGCGCGAGGGAGAAGAGUGUAGCAUUCAGGACUCGGAGCAUCAGCCUGUCCCGCUGCAGCCACAGACGCAGCCAACCAGCCUGUGAGCUUUACUACAGUCAGCAGCAGAUGUGACGACAGGAAGAUGAAAUAUGAUUUUUAACGUAGGUCUAUGAUCUGUUAACUGGUGUCCGUAAUGGGGAAAGGUAAACUGAUCCAAGGUAAGACCAUGGAGCUUCAGCCAAGUGACCACAUGUAUUAUUUAAAUAAUAUAUAUAUAUUUUAAGAUAACGGCUGCACUUGUAAAUAUGGCAUGGUUUUUUUUUACAUUUUUUUUUUUUAGUUUUUAAGUAAUUUAGGACUGUUACAUAAGUUACUAAAACAUACAGUGUCAGAUACAGAUGUUUCUAAAAGUUUGAGUAAAAGAAGUACUGUCUUUAAUACUGUGCGCUAGAGUAGCAACUGUUUAGUGACUUAUCCAUUGGGGGGGGGCUUCAAUUCAAAAAUGGCAGAAAGUACUGUUUUCAGCCUCCAUGAUGCGGAUAUGUUCAGCUUUUCUGUUUCAGAUGAUAUUAAACAACACAUCUCUGGGUUCUGGACCGAGGAAACAAGACAUUUAAAGACAUCACGUUUGACUUUGAGAAACUGAAUACAGCAUCUCAAAAAAAGACGAUUAAAAAUGAAUCAAUACUUUGUUUUUGCAAGUUUCACUCACACACACAGUGUCUGUUUUUUAGAAUUUCACCUAUCCAUAUUGUGUCAUCCUCUCACUGUUUACCUCUAUGCAGUGUUAGCACCACAUUCAGCAUCUUAUUGUAAUGGUUACAAAUACAAACAAAUACAUAGUGUACAACUGUUGUAUUUUUUUCUCGGACUUUACAACCGUAGUUAAACGUUCCUAUGACAAGGUAAAGGGAUUAGAUAGAUGCAAAGAGUUGCUACAUUUGAUACAGUCGUCUACAAAUCAUGUGUAAUGUAUUAAACACAAUCAUUGUGCAAAACCAAAUCUGAUGCAGUCUUUUUGCUCUGGACAUUGUACAGUGUCCAGAGAAAGCACCUUAUGAUAUUGGGCACAUUUGCAGUUAAAAACUAUCAUUUUCUCACUUUAUAAUAGUUUUUAUAUUUACCAUUAAUGCAAGAUUAUGUGUCUGUCAUAAAAGUGGCUUUUUUAAAAGCCAAAACGUAAUUUUAAACCUUGUGCUACUUGUCGUUAGAUGUGAGAUACAAUAUUAACAGGCUCUACGCGUUGCACUGUGCAGACCAGCUGAGUUUUUGAAGUGCAAUAGUCAGUUGUUAAAAGCCUACUAUUCAGCCAAAAAAAACUAGGCUCUUCUUUCAAAGAUAGAACUAUACCAUUUGCUACUGAUAGUGAAGUCUCUGAAUCUAGCCCCUUAGAUUUAUCAGUAAUCUUUGGAAAAGCAAAGAGAAUUCCCACACACUGUUGUGAAAUGUAGUGACUAACUUCUGGUCCUUUAUCCAGCGGAGCAUUUGAAUUCUCUUGCCUUUUGACUUUUCCUCCUACACAGACCGGUUUCUACAAGACAUUGAGGUUAAGCAUCAGCCUUUACAGUUGAAUAAUCUUUGGACUAAUGAAAUCUGGUUAGGACCCCUUUGCUUUCCUCUCAAACCUGUCAUUAUAUAACCGAGUGAACAUACAGGGGCAACGUGACCUCUGUACACUGUUAACAGCUGCUCCAUUUCACAAACGUUUUCCAUUUAGCAUGGUUUAAAAUGUAAACUCAAACACAAAUCAUUCAUUUGUAAACCUACCUGCAGGAUACCAAGUAUCCCAAUUGCUGGACUUGUGAAGACGGCACACAUUUAUCUUUAUGUCUGCAGUACUAAACUUCUACUGCUGCUGCUGUAACUUAUCAAUGUUAGACUGACCUGAAACAGCUUUGGUUUGUCCAUACACAAUAUACUGUAUGUACUGUGAAUCUGGUGUUUUGUGUUUUAAUGUCAUCCUUUAUAAGUUUGAAGGUGUGAAAUAUCAGUAGGCUAAGUAUUUUUCUUUGAUUUAAAUCUGUGUUUUUGUUUCUAGAAGUUUUACGUUUUGUCUGACCAGUGGAUAAUGCAUGAUUGUUUCUUUGUAAAAGGGAUGUUUUACCUGUCAGAUGUUGCCUUUGUGUUCUGUGACGUAAAUGUACACUAUCUUGCACCAAAGCGCAUGCACACCAUGUUGCACUUGAAUGGAGAAAUAAAGGUCAACAUUUUUUCUCAA
Molecule: messenger RNA, 4055 nt
Organism: Eleginops maclovinus (Patagonian blennie)
Lineage: Eukaryota; Metazoa; Chordata; Actinopteri; Perciformes; Eleginopidae
Gene: slc25a29l
Product: mitochondrial basic amino acids transporter
Exons: 4
Coding region: 1180-1941 (253 amino acids)
Biological process (GO): mitochondrial L-ornithine transmembrane transport
Cellular component (GO): mitochondrion
Molecular function (GO): high-affinity L-arginine transmembrane transporter activity
Source: RefSeq, a predicted model, not a curated record